AUGUGUACCAAACCAUUCAAGCUAGUUCGAGCCCAAGGAACAGACUCAAAGGACACAGUGUUGACCUAUCCUGCCAAGUCGCUACCGCCAUCUCCUUCUGGAUCAAAUCAACUGGAAGUAUGUUUAUCAAACCCACACAUACUACUAUUCUUUGAGUUCCCAGAUACAUGGCCAGUCAUCAACAUAUUCCCGUCACCAACGAGGUGCAAUAAGGCAGUACAAGAGGUAGUCGAAAGCAACUCGCAGACAGGUACUUAG
This is a messenger RNA of Colletotrichum higginsianum IMI 349063, 258 nucleotides long. RefSeq lists its product as uncharacterized. NCBI's taxonomy places the organism in Eukaryota, Fungi, Ascomycota, Sordariomycetes, Glomerellales, Glomerellaceae. Bases 1 to 258 code for a protein of 85 amino acids. The transcript is spliced from 2 exons. The record is from RefSeq and is a predicted model, not a curated record.